Messenger RNA from Thalassophryne amazonica, 4161 nucleotides. RefSeq names its product exostosin-1b-like. Gene Ontology annotation, cellular component: membrane. Bases 834 to 3065 code for a protein of 743 amino acids. The transcript has 11 exons. NCBI's taxonomy places the organism in Eukaryota, Metazoa, Chordata, Actinopteri, Batrachoidiformes, Batrachoididae. The record is from RefSeq and is a predicted model, not a curated record. Gene Ontology annotation, molecular function: glycosyltransferase activity.
GGUGGCACGUCUGAACGGCAGUGUUAUCCGGCUGCCGCUGCUCAACAUUUUGUAUUUAUUUGUUUGUGUUAACUGACACUUUGCGGCACUGAAAGAAAGGAAUUAUCCUGUCUGACUAGCGGACAACAGCGGCACGUAGACUGAGGAGACGCGAAGUGAAGAAGCGGACAAGAACAGAGAAAUACGGCGAGUUUGGAUGGGAGCCGCUAAGCUAACAAGCUAACUGUGUAUGCUUGCGGAAACUAGCUAGCCAGCCACUUAGCAUGCUGGUUAGCUCAAUCGGAGCGAGAAAUUCGUUAAUCGGAGCGAGUAAACAGCGAUAAUGACACUUUUACUGUUGUGUGGGUUUAAUGAAAUAUUCCUGGCGGUGUCGGCGAUGUUAUGUGCAGAAUGAUUACAGCUUCACCGCCCUAAUAUUUAGUAAGUGGACAACUGUAAACUGUCCGGGCAACAAGUUUGCUCCAACUUUCCAGCUCCGUUUGUGUGAUGUUAUGUUCGGAUCCGGCUCCCUGGGUGUGAAUAGAUCCAGGAAAAGCUAAAGUUAGACUGACACUUUUCAUGUUCAGGCUCUCUGGCACUGUGUUCUGUAUCACAAGCCGUUUAUUCGCUCCACGUAUUAAAUAGGAGAGGAGGUGGAUGAUCAUUUUAAAUCGCCCACAUGCGUUGGAUCAGGUCCUGGACUUGUGAAAGGCAUCUGAAGCAGAAGGUGGGAGACGUGAAACCCUUGCAGCUCGGGGGAAGAUGGCGGAGCGUUCCCGUAGGAGGUGGUGAAACCAAAACUUGCUGGCUUCUUGGAUUUAUCGCCCGGCGCCUGAGCUCAGACUAUAGGACACAUGCAGGCCAAAAAAAGGUACUUAAUCCUGUUUUUCGCCGGUGCGUGUCUCGUUCUUUUGUUCUGUUUCGGUGGAAUACAAGUCCCGCUUUCCAGACGGGGUCCCAGCCGGCGUAAUGACCGACGCCUCGCCGGGUAUCACCCCGGGCCGCGGUGGCGUCGCCUCCCUGGUUCUCUGCAAUCUUUUAGCUCCGGAGAGCAAGUCGAGAUCGACGAUCGCCACGAACACAUAUCUCCCAGGCAAAAACGGGACGCAAACCUGGGUGUUUACACUGGACAACGAUGCAGAAUGGAGUCCUGCUUUGAUUUCUCCCUGUGCCAGAGGAACGGAUUUAAAGUUUACCUCUACCCCCAGCAGAAAGGGGAGAAGAUGUCAGAGAGUUAUCAGAACAUCUUGUCCUCUAUAGAAGGGUCCAGGUUCUACACACACGACCCGGGACAGGCUUGUCUGUUUGUCCUGAGUUUGGACACGGUGGAUCGAGACCAGCUUUCACCUCAGUAUGUACACAACCUGAGAGCAAAAAUUCAGAGCCUUCCUCUGUGGAAUGAAGGGAGGAACCACAUCAUCUUCAAUUUGUACUCAGGCACCUGGCCGGACUACACAGAAGACCUUGGCUUUGACAUCGGCCUGUCCAUUUUGGCCAAGGCUAGCAUUAGUACUGAGAACUUUCGGCCUAACUUUGAUGUCUCCAUUCCUCUUUUCUCGAAAGACCACCCUAGGACAGGAGGGGAUAGGGGCUACCUAAAACAUAACACCAUCCCUCCCUAUAGGAAAUACAUGCUCGUUUUCAAGGGGAAAAGAUACUUAACUGGAAUAGGUUCAGACACUAGGAACGCUUUAUAUCAUGUCCAUAAUGCAGAGGAUGUGGUUCUUCUCACCACCUGUAAGCAUGGAAAGGACUGGCAGAAGCACAAGGAUGCACGCUGUGACAAAGAUAACGCAGAGUAUGACAAGUAUGACUACAGAGAGAUGCUGUACAACUCCACGUUCUGUUUGGUACCUCGAGGACGACGGCUGGGUUCAUUUCGCUUCUUAGAGGCCUUGCAGGCAGCUUGUGUACCGGUGAUGCUGAGUAACGGCUGGGAGCUGCCCUUCUCCGAAAUCAUCGACUGGAAUACGGCAGCUGUGAUUGGGGACGAAAGGCUGCUGCUUCAGAUCCCAUCAACAGUCCACUCCAUCCACCAGGAUAAAAUCCUGUCCAUGAGACAGCAGACCCAGUUCUUGUGGGAGGCCUACUUCAACUCUGUGGAGAAGAUAGUACUGACCACACUGGAGAUUAUUGAGGACCGGGUACGGCAGCACACCUCAAGGAGUAACCUGAUGUGGAACAGUCUGCCUGGAGGUCUCUUCACUCUGCCUCUGUACUCCACAUACCUGGGAGACUUCCCCUUCUUCUAUGCCAAGCUGGGUAUCAAGCCGUACCCUAAGUUUACAGCGAUUGUUCAUGUGGUGACACCAUUGGUCUCCCAGUCCCAGCCGGUCAUGAAGCUGCUCGUAGCUGUGGCCAAAUCGCAGUACUGUGCUCAGGUGAUCAUUUUGUGGAACUGUGACAAGUCUCUUCCUGCCAAGAGUCGCUGGCCUGCCACCUCAGUCCCUGUGAUUGUUAUAGAGGGAGAAAGCAAGGUGAUAAGCAGCCGCUUUGUGCCCUAUGACACCAUCCCUACUGAUGCUGUCCUGAGUUUGGAUGAAGACACUGUGCUCUCCACCACUGAGGUGGACUUUGCCUUCACAGUGUGGCAGAGUUUUCCAGACCGUAUUGUUGGUUAUCCAGCGCGCAGCCACUUCUGGGACAGUAACAAGCAGCGCUGGGGCUACACAUCCAAAUGGACCAACGACUACUCCAUGGUUCUGACUGGAGCCGCCAUCUAUCACAAAUACUACCACUACUUAUACACCACCUACCUUCCAGCCAGUUUGAAGGACAUGGUCGACCAGAUGUCAAACUGCGAGGACAUUCUGAUGAAUUUUCUGGUUUCAUCUGUCACCAGGCUGCCACCUAUCAAGGUCACACAGAAGAAACAGUAUAAGGAGACGAUGAUGGGGCAGAGCUCGCGGGCGUCUCGCUGGGCCGAUCCGGACCAUUUCACCCAGCGUCAGACCUGCAUGAACAAGUUUACCAGCUGGUUUGGCACCAUGCCCCUGAUCCAUUCUCAGAUGCGCCUUGAUCCGGUCCUGUUCAAAGACCAGGUGUCCAUCCUGCGUAAGAAGUACAGGGACAUUGAGAGGCUAUAACCCUGCAGAAUCUCCCCCCGCCCCUGUCAGCUGUCUGGACACGGGGCAGAGCACGCAGCCGGGUGGGGGGGGCACAAAGUCAGCAGAGUCUUUAUGACUGCAUGAACGGACUGGAGGAGCAGCUACAGGGAAACCACCAGAGGGGAGGGGAAACAAAAAACGAUAACAGACGUGAAGGAGACUGUCUGGGUCCUUCAGAAAUCUUUUUCUACUUUGAACCCUUUCACAUUGGAAGGGUCGGAUGAGGACUUGAAACGGCCCGAUUUGAAGUGGGAGUGGCGGCAGCGGCGUGAACCACCACCAACUCAAACCCACUGAAAAACAGGUUGCUAUGCAUAGGUUUAUGAACAUUUUUGCUGACAAGAGUAAUACUGAUAAUUAUGACUAUGAAGAGGAUAACACUAUUUUGGAUGUUUAGCUAUUUUUUUAUGCAGUGAGAGAAUGAUCAGAACUCUGUAUUGUCUUAAUUAAAACCAGUGGCAGGGCAGGUGGUGACAGCAGCAACAACUCCACUACAAAACUGACCAUAGUGAUCAUUGAUCUGUUUUUCGCAGUGCCUCCACUUUAUUGAACGCUGUUGGGAUUUGGGAAUCUGUAAAAAGGAAAAAAAAUUCUUGAGGUCAGCAUUCACCUUUUGCAGUUUUUUCAUAAGUGUUAUGGAAAUAUAUUUGUAUUCAAUUAAACAAAGCCAAUUUUGUGCCAAUCUGAAUAAUUUAUUAUAUGUUGUGGUCAAGGAAUGAAAUUGAACUCCUGUUUUUCCUGCACUUCAUUCACAUUUUUUAAAUAAAAACAAUCCAUCAUCCUUCCUUUUUUACCACAGAGGGGCCCUAUCUUGACAGUGUAUGGCGCACGCUCAGGUUUGGGUUUUUUUGGCACGUUAAAGAAUAGCAGUAUUUUUCUUUAUCUAUGCGCUAUUUUUAGUUGUUUUUUUUUCAUCAUUUCCAUCUGAACAAAAAUGAUUUUUAUCAGUCUUGUAUGUCCUGAGUGAAAAGAUGGGUAAAUGGUAAAUGGACUGCAUUUAUAUAGCGCUUUUCCAGCCAUAUCAGAAGCUCAAAGCGCUUUACAUUGAUGCCUUGCAUUCAUCCAUUCACAUGCA